Vicia villosa (hairy vetch) is the source of this 1286-nucleotide messenger RNA. RefSeq lists its product as uncharacterized. The transcript has 6 exons. The coding region runs from base 83 to 802 and encodes 239 amino acids. NCBI's taxonomy places the organism in Eukaryota, Viridiplantae, Streptophyta, Magnoliopsida, Fabales, Fabaceae. Gene Ontology annotation, biological process: rRNA 5'-end processing. The record is from RefSeq and is a predicted model, not a curated record.
CUUUGUUUUUCAUCCCAUUUCUUAGAAAAAAUAAAAGAAAACAGGAAAAAGUGCCACUUUCUUUCGUUAUCCCUUCUCUCUAAUGUGGAUUCAGCAGCAACUGCUGCAACCAGUGCCACCCCACAAACUCUUCCACUCCUAUUCACCUUCAAAUCGUACAAAGAUUCCAUCUUUUGCAAAACUGAAUUCGACCCACAAUACCAAAAUUCACAAUGGAAUUAGGAACGCUAAAAUAACUUUGGAAGAACUUCCCCCAAACGCGCUUCGGAUGAAGAGGGAAGCAGAAUGGAUAGGAGGAUUCUCCCUUGGUAUCGACUUGGGAAUGUCUCGCACUGGCAUUGCAGUCAGCAGAGGCUUCGUUGUUCGCCCUUUAAUGGUUUUGGAACUGCGAGGACAGAAACUCGAGGACCGGAUAUUGAACAUUGCCGAACAAGAGGAAGCUGAUGAGUUUAUAAUUGGACUUCCAAAAUCUUCCGACGGAAAUGAAACGACACAGUCAAACAUAGUACGUAGUGUUGCUGGAAGGCUUGCUGUUCGAGCAGCUGAGAGGGGUUGGAGAGUAUAUCUACACGAUGAACAUGGAACAACAGCAGAUGCCAUUGAUCGAAUGGUCAACAUGGGCUUGAGUAAGUCUACUAAACAGAAGAAACUUGAUGCAUAUGCUGCCACGAUGUUACUUGAGAGAUAUUUCUCGACAUCAGGUAAGAAAGCUGAACUUGUUUUGCCGAAGAAUCUUGAAUUACAAGAAAAACUUAGAAAGGGUCCUCCGGAAGAUGAAGAUUUUUUCUUCGACGAAGAUUGAUUACAGAAUAAAAGAGUUCAUACCAUUCCAUCAUUCUUGUUCACUAAGUUCAAAUGUGCGCGAGGAAGUUGCAAGAAAAGUGGAAGAUAUUCAAAUGGCCGGUUUGGUAUGUUUGGAUUUCCAGUAUAGGAUGUAUGCAGUAAACAUUGAUAGAAUACUCAAUGCUUAGAGUUUUGUUCAUGGCAUUGUGAAUCAACCAUUCGGUACUUCAGGAGUUUAGAUUCAUAUUCAUAUAGUAACUUACAUUAAACCAAUUAUAUUGUGCAAAUUGAGACAUUUUAGUAUGCCAUAAUUCCUCAAGAGACCAGCUUGUGCUACUUUUUCUGGACUAGAGGAAGAAUUGGUAUUGGUUCUGAUGAUUACCGCAGCUAACAUCUCCACAUUCAUAUUUCCCAACUCGUACAGAUGUGCAUCACAAUAAUUUUGUACUCCUUUACAUUCAUCUCUAACUCAUUACACUUGCCUUUGGUGGAUGUUUUUAUCA